Messenger RNA from Naegleria lovaniensis, 867 nucleotides. RefSeq lists its product as uncharacterized. NCBI's taxonomy places the organism in Eukaryota, Heterolobosea, Eutetramitea, Acrasida, Naegleriidae. The record is from RefSeq and is a predicted model, not a curated record. The coding region runs from base 1 to 867 and encodes 288 amino acids. The transcript has a single exon.
AUGAAACGAACAGCGUUGACAAUAGUCACUUGUUGCAUUCUCGCAAUUCUUUCCUUCUUAUGUAGUAUCCCUACAUGUGCCUCUCCUUCUCCGAAAUUACAACUCUUCAAACAACAUUUGCGACAACAACAACAACUCUCCAUUCGAUCAACACCCUCUACUCUUAAUACAGUAGAGAACGGCGUUUGGACCAAUGUUUUUCAACUCUUUGGUAUUCGCUCUCCCAACAAUCAAACCGACACAGAUAACAAUCCCAAAUUCAUUUCACUCUUCUAUGAUGGCAUUCAUCAACUCAUGAGAAUAGAUGCAGCAGGUCUCGGAGGUCCCAAUGCACUUCUCUCCUCCACCACGGUCGUGUUCGACACGUUACGUUUCUACAUGAAUGUCGUCUCGGUUGACUUUUGUAUCUUUGAACACUUGCAUCCCAAUAACACGAAUUGGUAUGGCGCUCGAGUAUUUCCCUUCUCUCAGAAAACUUCACAACAAACAGGUGGUUUUGUCAUUUCCAAUUAUAAACAAGCAAGUUUAGUAAAGAGAGGAAUUGUCAUUGAUCAAUCGAAAUACGUCCUUGGCAUGAAUUCACAACGAGAUUGUAACUUGUACAAAUUGGAGGCACAUUCCGAUUUGGCAGUUGGUUUUGGAUUUUACUUGUUUAAUUAUCAGGGACCUCAAUUCGUGGAUGUUUAUUAUUAUGAAGAUUCGAAAACGAAACAACCUGCUCGAUUUGAAAUUUAUGGAUUGAAUGGAUUUAAGGAUGUCACAACGUUUGAUGUUGUGAAUUUUGAAUUUUAUGGUGAAGGAGAUGAUUCAGCAAAUGUAUUUCAGAAAGACAUGUUUUAUUGGAAUGUGAAACCAACCUGUCAUUAA